GGGGAGGGGGAGGGGGAGGGGCGGCCGCCUCGGAGGGGACCGGCGCUCUCGCACACGCACACACACACACACACACGCACGCACGCACACACACACACACACGCACACCCCGAUCCCGACCGAGCGAAGGCCCCGGCCCCGGGAUGUCUCAGUGGGGCGAGCUGCAGCAGCUGGACUCCAAGUUCCUGGAGCAGGUCCACCAGCUGUACGAUGACAGCUUCCCCAUGGAGAUCCGCCAGUACCUGGCGCAGUGGCUGGAGAAGCAGGACUGGGAGCACGCGGCCAACGACGUGUCCUUCGCCACCGUCUGCUUCCACGAUCUCCUGUCCCAGCUGGACGAUCAGUACAGCCGCUUCGCCCUGGAGAACAACUUCUUGCUGCAGCACAAUAUCCGGAAAAGCAAGCGAAAUCUGCAGGACAACUUCCAGGAAGACCCCAUUCAGAUGGCCAUGAUCAUCUACAACUGCCUCAAGGAAGAGCGGAAGAUCCUGGCUUGUGCUCAGAUGUUCCAUCAGACCCAGGUGGGGAACGUUCAGAACACCGUCAUGUUGGACAAACAGAAGGAGCUGGAUAUAAAGGUCAAAUCCCUGAAGGACAAAGUGAUGGACAUAGAGCAGGAUAUCAAGAUCCUGGAAGAUUUACAGGACGAAUACGACUUUAAGUGCAAAACCUUGCAGAACCGAGAGCACGAGCCCAACGGCGUGGCGCACAGCGACAACAAGCAGGAGCAGCUGCUCAUCCAGAAGAUGUACCUCGCGCUCGACCUCAAGAGGAAGGAAGUGGUCCACAAGAUGAUCGACCUGCUGAACGUGACGGAGCUGACCCAGGGCGCCUUGAUCAACGAGGAGCUGGUGGAGUGGAAGCACAGGCAGCAGAGCGCCUGCAUCGGCGGCCCGCCCAACGCCUGCCUCGACCAGCUGCAGAACUGGUUCACGGGGGUGGCGGAGAGCCUGCAGCAGGUGCGCCAGCAGCUGAAGAAGCUGGAGGAGCUGGAGCAGAAAUACACGUACGAGCAGGACCCCAUCACCAAGAGCAAGCAGGGCCUCUGGGACCGCACCCACGGCCUCUUCCAGCAGCUCAUCCAGAGCUCCUUCGUCGUGGAGAGGCAGCCGUGCAUGCCCACGCACCCGCAGAGGCCCCUUGUCCUGAAGACCGGCGUGCAGUUCACCGUCAAGCUCAGGCUGCUGGUCAAACUACAGGAACUGAAUUACAAUCUGAAAGUCAAAGUCCUCUUCGACAAAGACGUGAACGAGAAGAACACCGUGAAAGGGUUCCGGAAGUUCAACAUCCUGGGGACGCACACGAAAGUGAUGAACAUGGAGGAGUCCACCAACGGCAGCCUGGCCGCCGAGUUCCGCCACCUGCAACUAAAGGAGCAGAAAAACGCAGGCAACAGGACAAAUGAGGGUCCGCUGAUCGUCACGGAAGAGCUCCACUCGCUCAGCUUUGAGACCCAGCUGUGCCAGCCCUCGCUGGUCAUAGACAUCGAGACGACAUCCCUGCCGGUGGUGGUGAUCUCCAACGUCAGCCAGCUGCCCAGCGGGUGGGCCUCCAUCCUGUGGUACAACAUGCUGACCCGGGAGCCCAGGAACCUAUCCUUCUUCCUGAACCCGCCGUACGCCCGCUGGGGCCAGCUCUCCGAGGUGCUGAGCUGGCAGUUUUCUUCGGUCACGAAGCGAGGCCUCCACGCCGACCAGCUGAGCAUGUUGGGAGAGAAGCUCCUGGGGCCCAACUCUGCCACCUCCGACGGCCUCAUUCCCUGGCAGAGGUUCUGCAAGGAAAAUAUAAACGACAAAAAUUUCCCCUUCUGGCUGUGGAUCGAGAGCAUCCUGGAGCUCAUUAAGAAACACCUAUUGUGCCUUUGGAAUGAUGGCUGCAUCAUGGGCUUCAUAAGCAAGGAGCGCGAGCGAGCCCUGCUGAAGGACCAGCAGCCCGGAACCUUCCUGCUGCGCUUCAGCGAGAGCAGCCGGGAGGGGGCCAUCACCUUCACCUGGGUCGAGAGGGCCCAGAACGAGGCUCAGUUCCACGCGGUGGAGCCGUACACGAAGCGGGAGCUGUCCGCCGUCACCUUCCCGGACAUCAUCCGCAACUACAAGGUCAUGGCGGCCGAGAACAUCCCCGAGAACCCCCUCAAGUACCUGUACCCCAACAUCGACAAAGACCACGCCUUCGGCAAGUACUACUCCCGGCCCAAGGAAGCCCCGGAGCCGAUGGAGCUGGACGGCCCCAGGGGGACCGGCUACAUCAAGACCGAGCUGAUCUCCGUGUCCGAAGUCCACCCGUCCCGGCUCCAGACGCCCGACAACCUCCUGCCCAUGUCCCCCGAGGAGUACGACGAGGUGUCCCGCCUGGUGGGGCCCGCCGAGAUCGACACCGUGAUGAACGCAGCCUACCGGACCUGAGCCGGCCCGCCGCCGGGGCGAGCCGCGGGAACCCGGCGCCGCCGCCCGGGGCGGCCGCGGACUCCUGCUGCCUCGAGGCGCCCCCGCCCCCGUCCCACCCCGCCCCCACGUCCCGCUCCGGGCGGCGCCGCCCCGAGCCGCCUGGCCGGAGACGUGACCUGGACUCGCCGGCCGGCCUCCCGCCUCCCGCCCCGCCCCGCCCGCUGUCCCGCUCGCUGUCCGGCCAGCUGGCCCUCGCUCCCCACCCCGCCUCCCAGGUGGACUGGGAACCGGUGGUCGUUACUGGGUCCGAUCUCCAAGUCCUCAAGGUACGAGGUGGUGCGUGUGUGUGUGUGUGUGUGAAAGAGAUGCCCCCUCUGGGGGAGGGGAGGGGGACCAAGCGGGAGCUUCCAGUGGCCCCAGCCCAGGGUGACGACGAGACAGACACGCGCUCCGCCAGUUCGGGCCCGUGCCCCCUCCCCGGCCCCCGCAGGCUGGCCGGUCAGCCCGGCGACCGCAGACACCGCGGCCCCGAGAGCACCCGGGGGGGGGGACGGGGAUCCCGAUCCGGCCCCUCGUCCCGGAUUCCCCAACCUCGGACGAACCCCCGCUCGGGCGCGACCUCACGGCGGAGCCCCACCCCGGCCCCCGCGGAGCCGAAGCCGAGCGCCCGCCACGUACCGACCCCCGGACGGAGCGCCCGCCGGCUACGGAGACCGGGCCGUGACGCCCACCGCCCCUGGGGCCAGGGUGCCGGGGUGGAGCGCCUGAGAGAGGACUCCCGCCACACUGCAAAAACGCGAAACGUUUGCCCAGACGAGACCAGACCAGACGGGAAUCCUGGCUCCGACGGGACGUGUGCUAGCCGCCGCCACACGCAGCACGUGCGGUCCAACGGACGACGUGGGUGUGACCCAGUGGAGCACACGUGCCGCAUACGUGCCCAAGCCCGUGCGUGCGUGUGGGGAUUGGGGGGGGGGUCUCUUCGUGCCUCACGGUUUGUCCUUCCACCCACCCGGGGUGCGGCGCCAGCCGCCAGCUUCUGUUGCCACGGCACUUUGCUUUACGGUGGACAGACGGACGGACGUGCGGCCGUCCUGCCUAUUUAUCGUCAUCUCAUUAAACCGUCUCCCAACUUCG
Ornithorhynchus anatinus (platypus) is the source of this 3521-nucleotide messenger RNA. It is a transcript of the gene STAT1, whose product is annotated as signal transducer and activator of transcription 1. Lineage: Eukaryota; Metazoa; Chordata; Mammalia; Monotremata; Ornithorhynchidae. The transcript is spliced from 24 exons. The coding region runs from base 144 to 2402 and encodes 752 amino acids. Gene Ontology annotation, biological process: cell surface receptor signaling pathway via JAK-STAT; type I interferon-mediated signaling pathway; defense response. The record is from RefSeq and is a predicted model, not a curated record. Gene Ontology annotation, molecular function: DNA-binding transcription factor activity, RNA polymerase II-specific; RNA polymerase II cis-regulatory region sequence-specific DNA binding.